Aspergillus eucalypticola CBS 122712 is the source of this 1566-nucleotide messenger RNA. RefSeq lists its product as uncharacterized. NCBI's taxonomy places the organism in Eukaryota, Fungi, Ascomycota, Eurotiomycetes, Eurotiales, Aspergillaceae. The transcript has a single exon. Bases 1 to 1566 code for a protein of 521 amino acids. The record is from RefSeq and is a predicted model, not a curated record.
AUGCCAACACCAACAUCACCUCAGCAAACUGUGCGGCCUCCUCGCAAUAAUAGAAACUCACAAUCUCCAUCGCCACUACCGUUCCUAGCGCGCCUUAUCGUCAGGCUCCGCAAUAUCUGCAGCACAAUUAUGGCAUCCUAUACGUUGAAAGAAGUGAUCGAUAGGGGAAAGUUCGAAUCACUUAGUGACGAACGACUUGUUGAUCUCCUGUAUCAUCAGUUCAAACCGGUGAUCGACAGACUCAAGAAGGUGGAACAAAAUAUUGAGGGGGACGAUGCGCAUCCCCAAGGAUUACUAACCCGGGCAGGCGUUGGGGGAAAACGCAAUGAAAAUGAUUAUAAUCUCACCCCCUCCCGAUAUCUUUUCAACGGCGAAGAUUACUCAGAGGUGAACCGAACCUUGACUAAUGUUCUUGCGGUGCGAUGGUUGCUCGUCGGGGAUUACCGCAUCUUUACUUGCCAUCAAAAGGGACCCAUUAAGUUAAAGAUGGAGACUUUUGAGGAAUUUCGCAAUCUCAUUGACCGGUUCCGAAAUAAGCAAGAUUGGCUAAUGGCCUUGAUUGUGGCUCUGGUCAUAGGUGACGUGGGUAAAGACGAUGAGCUAGCUAAAAAAGUGCGAGCUCAUUUCAAGAUUCCAUCAGACGAGAAAAUGAAUCACGAUACAGUUCUCGAAAAGGCCCUUGAAAUGAACAUCAUCAAGUCUCCCUCUCCACCAUUGGAUUUAGCCCUUGAAAUGAAUAGCAUCAAGCCUCCGUUUCCAUUGGAUUUACUGCCGCCUCCUCGACAAGAUGAUGUAUUUCGAGGAGUGAGACUGGGCGCCAAACUCAAUAUCCCACAGCUAGCCCAAGGUGAGAAUGUUCCAGGAAGCCUGCAAUGUCUUCACGAUCUUCAAGGCCAGGAAAGCGCCUUUGAUUUGAAAUAUCUUGAAAUCAUGUUCGAUGUGGCUGGCGCAGGGGCGCAUGUUGAUGCUUGUGGUUCGGUCCGGAUGAUUGAACCGGUCUGCCAAUCAUUCCUACUUACUUAUGAGAUCCUGAAGCGCGUCAUAUCAAAAGAGAUCACUAUCCAGGACGCCUACAAUAAAGUCUUGCAAAAUCGAGGCCGUAUCUUAUCCGACAAGGGUUAUCCAGAGUUAUCAACAGAUAAAAAGCAAGAUCGGGCCCUCUUGCGCCUGUAUGCAAUGGGCAGGGUAGCAGAUAUCGACUUGGCAGAACGCUUCCGCAAGGCCCUUCUCGGCCUCCCAGAUAAUCAUAGAGCUGAACUUAUCCAAGAGCUUAAUCAGAGCGGUCUGGAAGGUGAACAAGCUGUAAUUCUUUAUUACAUGCCCGCACUGUUUGCAGAAUUACUCCGGCACACCCAACAGGCUUCUGAGGAAACGCAAAUAAAGGCGCUCACGUCGUUGAUGGGCUUUAUGAGACGCACAUAUAUCGGAGCAAAGAAUGUACCCGGUGAAAAGAAGCUCAUUAUUGAGUGUGAUGUGUCUGGAGCAAAGAGCAAGAUUCAAGCCCCGGAAUUCCCAGAAGACCUUACUGGGUUGGACGACUAUACUCUCCCAUCAUUGGGCUCUUAA